UCCAAGACCCAAAACAGCAAGACAGUUCCUGUGGGCACUUCACUGAACACUUACAUAAGAAAUUAUGUCAACCUCAAAGGAACUAAAGCAAUGUGCCAUGAAGGAGGCUGUGGCUCAUGUAUUGUUAUGAUGACAAGAAAACAUCCUGUCAGCCAGAAAGUGGAGUCAUUUGCAGUCAAUUCUUGUUUGAUACCAGUAUUUUCAUGCCACAACUGUAAGAUAACAACAAUUGAAGGAAUUGGUAAUAGAAGAAUUGGGUAUAAUCCAAUUCAGAAGACACUUGCUGCUUUCAAUGGCACACAGUGUGGGUACUGUUCUCCUGGAAUGGUUAUGAACAUGUACAGUCUGUUACAGAGAAGAAAGAACAUUACUCUGGAAGAUAUUGAAAACUCUUUUGGUGGAAAUAUUUGCCGAUGCACUGGAUAUCGCCCAAUACUUGAUGCAUUUAAGUCUCUUUCAUCUGAUGCUCCACCAGACCGCAAAGGCAAAUUUCCAGACAUUGAGGUAUAUCAGUUUAAACUUUGCCCAUAAAGUGGGAAACCAUGUAAUGAAAACUGUGCCAAUGAUAGUGACAAAUGUGAUCAACAGAAAGUGCUCUCAACACUACAUUUGGAAACACAACAUGCAGAGUGGUUUAAAGUUGGACACAUUGAUGAUAUUUUCCAUGUUCUUGGUACAAAGUCUGAUAAAAAAUAUAUGCUGGUAGCAGGUAACACAGCACAUGGUGUGUAUCGAAGAAAACCUGACAUUGAGAUAUUCAUUGAUGUUAGUGAUGUUGUGGAACUCAAGAAAUUUACCAUUGAUUCAGAGAUAACAAUUGGUGGAAAUAUGACUCUAACUGAAGUUAUGGAGCUACUUUAUGAUGUUUCAAAAUCAGAAAAAAAUUUCAGUUACACCAAAAUGCUUGCAGACCACAUAGACUUGGUGGCAAAUGUUUCAGUUAGAAAUGCAGGAACAGUUGCAGGAAAUCUGUCAAUUAAACACAUGUAUCAAGAGUUUCCAUCUGAUAUUUUUCUCAUUCUGGAAGCUGCAGAUGCUAGGAUCAAUAUAGAUGAGAAUGGAAAGAUGCAGGAGGAAAUUGCAAUGGCAGAGUAUUUGAAAAUUGACAUGAACCACAAAAUUAUUAAAAACAUAACAUUGCCAUCCUAUGAUGACAGUUACUAUUUCAAGACGUACAAGAUCAUGCCAAGAGCACAAAAUUCUCAUGCUUAUGUGAAUGCUGGGUUCCUAUUCAAACUGGACGUGAAUGAUGUGGGAAAAGUUAUAUGCAAACCAAGAAUAGUAUUUGGCGGUAUCCAUUGUGAUCUGAUACAUGCCACAGAGUUAGAGCAGUACCUCGAAGGUGAAAAUAUAUAUGAAUCAAGUACACUUCAGCAGGCUCUCAGAAUUCUGGAUUCUGAAAUACAGCCUGAAAAAAUGCCACCUGAAGCGUCACCUGAGUACCGUAAAGGUUUGGCAGUAGCAUUAUUCUACAAGUUUGUGCUGAGCAUAUCCCCUGAGAGUUUGAAACCGAACCUGAGAAGUGGGAGUGAAAUGUUAAAGAGACCACUUUCUUCAGGAAAACAGGUAUAUGACACAAAGAAGCAGUUGUGGCCACUAGGAAAACCAGUAUCAAAACUUGAAGCUCUUUUCCAGUGUUCUGGAGAAGCAAUGUAUGUAAACGAUUUGCCAACCAUGCCAGGUGAACUAUAUUGUGCCUUUGUUGUUACAUCUAUUGCAAAUGGUCACAUAAGAGACACAGAUCCCAGUGAUGCUUUGGCUGUCCCUGGAGUGGUAGCAUAUUAUGAUGCAAAAGAUAUUCCAGGAAACAACAACUUUUACCCAAAAUCUGUGACCAGCUUUACUGAUGAGGAGAUAUUUUGCUCUGGAAAUGUAAAGUACAAUGGACAGCCAGUAGGGGUGAUUGUGGCAGAGUCACAUGCAAUUGCAGAUGAAGCUGCCAAAUUGGUGAAAAUAAAUUAUGAUGUUGUAAAUGAACCCAUCAUUCACUUGAGAGAUGCCCUUAAAUCUGGAGAUAAAAGCAGAGUUAUGGUGAUUGCACAACCUUCCACAAGUCAAGGUGAAAAAAAUGCAAAACAUGUCAUUAAAGGCAGCUUCGACAUUGGCAAACAGUAUCAUUACACAAUGGAAACCCAAUGUGCUGUAUGCAUUCCAACAGAAGAUGGUAUGGAUGUUUACGCUGCAACACAGUGGAUGGAUGAAACGCAGAUUGCAAUAUCACAAGCUCUUAAAAUGCCAGAAAACAGGAUAAAUGUUCAGGUAAAAAGACUUGGUGGAGCCUAUGGUGCUAAAGUGUCACGUAACAUGUUGGUCAGUACAGCCUGUGCACUAGCAGCACAUCUUCAGAACAGGCCAGUUCGUUUCAUUCUUCCCCUUGAAAGAAACAUGGAAUCAAUAGGCAAAAGACAUGACUGUGCUAUGGACUAUGAAGUUGGUGUGGAAGAUGAUGGAACCAUAAUGUAUUUGGAAGGAAACACAUACCAUAACAUUGGGGAUUCACUCAAUGAUCAUCCUGUACUUUUUACUCUAUCUAACCUGCCAAACUGCUAUGACACAAGUACAUGGAAAGUGACAGCUAGUGUUGUCUUUACAGAUAUACCAUGCAACACCUGGUGUAGAGCUCCAGGUACUACUGAAGGUAUUGCAUUCACUGAAAACAUUAUGGAGCAUAUUGCAAAAGUACUUGGAAAAGAUGCUAUUGAGGUGAAGUUAAAGAACCUGCCCAAAAAUGAUACAAACAUUGCUGAUAUGGUCCCUUACUGGAAGAAUAAAUCCGAUUAUCCUAAUAGAGUAUUGGCAAUUCAAGACUUUAACAAGAAUAACCGCUGGAGAAAAAGAGGAAUUUCAAUUGUCCCUAUGAAAUACAGAUUUGAUUAUUUAGGUAAUUUUCAUGCAGUUGUAUCAGUUUAUGCUCGUGAUGGAACAGUCUCAGUAUCACAUGGAGGAAUUGAAUGUGGACAAGGAAUAAAUACCAAGGUUGCUCAGGUUUGUGCCCAUGCUCUUGGAGUGCCACUAGAGUUUGUGAGUGUAAAGCCUAGCAACGUUUUGACAUCUCCUAACAACAUGGUCACUGGUGGAAGCAUUGCAAGUGAAUCUUGUGUAUAUGCUACACUACGUGCUUGUGAGGAACUUUUAAGGCGUUUGGCUCCUGUGAAAGAAAAACUCAAAGACCCCUCUUGGCAGGAGCUUAUUGCUGCAGCAUUUUUAGCAAAUGUCAAUCUUUGUUCAUCAUUUAUGAUGUAUGCUGGGAUCACAGAUGCCCUAAAACGGUAUUACAUUUAUGGAGUAACUGUGGCAGAAGUGGAAGUUGAUAUCCUAACAGGACAGCACCAGAUACUACGUGUAGAUAUACUGGAAGAUGCUGGAGAAAGCCUCAGCCCAGAGAUUGAUGUAGGCCAAGUAGAAGGAGCCUUUGUGAUGGGUCUUGGCUACUGGUUAAAGGAAUUCAUGGUUUAUGAUGAUAAUACUGGGAAGGCACUGACAAACAGAACCUGGAAUUACAAACCUCCUGGAGCCAAAGAUAUCCCUAUUGACUUCAGAAUAGAGCUGAGGAAAAAUGCUCCUAAUCCUGUCGGAGUUCUUCGUUCAAAAGCAACUGGUGAACCACCCUUCUGCAUGAGUAUUAGUGCUUUAUUUGCUAUACGGGAAGCAGUACUGGCAGCUAGACAAGAUUCUGGGUACUCUGCAAAAUGGUUUGAGAUGAAUCCUCCUGCUACUCCAGAAAAAGUUUUCCUUACCAGCUUGACAAACUACAACCAGUUUGAACUUUAA
Molecule: messenger RNA, 3771 nt
Organism: Schistocerca serialis cubense
Lineage: Eukaryota; Metazoa; Arthropoda; Insecta; Orthoptera; Acrididae
Product: xanthine dehydrogenase/oxidase-like
Exons: 30
Molecular function (GO): 2 iron, 2 sulfur cluster binding; FAD binding; oxidoreductase activity
Source: RefSeq, a predicted model, not a curated record